This is a messenger RNA of Dipodomys ordii (Ord's kangaroo rat), 1827 nucleotides long. RefSeq names its product v-rel avian reticuloendotheliosis viral oncogene homolog (gene Rel). NCBI's taxonomy places the organism in Eukaryota, Metazoa, Chordata, Mammalia, Rodentia, Heteromyidae. The transcript has 9 exons. The coding region runs from base 49 to 1761 and encodes 570 amino acids. Gene Ontology annotation, biological process: inflammatory response; response to cytokine; canonical NF-kappaB signal transduction. Gene Ontology annotation, cellular component: cytoplasm. The record is from RefSeq and is a predicted model, not a curated record. Gene Ontology annotation, molecular function: RNA polymerase II cis-regulatory region sequence-specific DNA binding; DNA-binding transcription factor activity, RNA polymerase II-specific.
GUUUAUAACCCGUAUAUAGAGAUAAUUGAACAACCCAGGCAGAGAGGAAUGCGUUUCAGAUACAAAUGUGAAGGACGAUCAGCAGGCAGCAUUCCGGGGGAGCACAGUACAGACAACAACCAAACAUACCCAUCUAUCCAGAUCAUGAACUACUAUGGAAAAGGGAAAGUUAGAAUUACAUUAGUAACAAAGAAUGAUCCAUACAAGCCUCAUCCCCAUGAUUUAGUUGGAAAAGAUUGUAGAGAUGGCUACUAUGAAGCAGAAUUUGGACAAGAACGCAGACCACUAUUUUUUCAAAAUUUAGGUAUCCGAUGUGUAAAGAAAAAAGAAGUAAAAGAAGUUAUUAUUUCAAGAAUAAAUGCAGGAAUCAAUCCUUUCAAUGUCCCUGAACAACAACUGCUUGACAUUGAAGAUUGUGACCUAAAAGUGGUGAGACUGUGUUUUCAAGUGUUCCUUCCUGAUGAAUGUGGUAAUUUGACAAAAGCUCUUCCUCCUGUUGUCUCUAACCCAAUUUAUGACAACCGUGCCCCAAAUACUGCAGAAUUAAGGAUUUGUCGUGUAAACAAAAACUGUGGAAGUGUCAAAGGAGGAGAUGAAAUAUUUCUACUUUGUGAUAAAGUUCAGAAAGAUGAUAUAGAAGUUUGUUUUGUGUUGAAUGAUUGGGAAGCAAAAGGUGUCUUUUCACAAGCUGAUGUACAUCGUCAAGUUGCUAUCGUUUUCAAGACUCCUCCAUAUUGCAAAGUUAUAUCAGAGCCAGUCACAGUGAAAAUGCAACUGCGAAGACCUUCUGACCAGGAAGUUAGCAAAUCUAUGGAUUUUAGAUAUCUGCCAGAUGAAAAAGAUACUUAUGGCAAUAAAUCAAAGAAACAAAAAACAACUCUACUUUUCCAGAAACUGUGGCAGGAUUGUGCUAAUUUUCCAGAGAGAGCAAGACCUACUCCUCCAGGGUCAACAGGAGAAGGAAGAUUCAUCAAAAAAGAAUCAAAUUUAUUUUCUCAAUGUGCAGUUUUGCCAGAAGUGAUCAAGACUUCAAGUGAUUCAAGUCAAGCAGAACCAUACUAUUCCUCACCUGUGUCUAUCUCAACUAGAUUACCACAUCAUGCUUCUACCAUUUCCUCAGUGGUACCUCAGCCUUCUUCAAAUUGGUCAUCAGUAGCCCAACUCACCUCACGUCCAGUCAACACAAAUCCAUUGAAUAGUUUAUCAACAGGGACAUUUUCCUCUUCACAGGGUAUCUCACCAUUUCCAGACAUGCCUUCUGUUAAUAAUUUACAUGCUCCUAAUGCCUGCAUUUAUAAUAAUGCUGAUGAUAUAGGUAGAAUGGAAGCAUCAUCCAUUUCAUCAGCUGACUUAUAUAGUAUUUCUGAUGCGAACAUGCUUUCUAAUUGUUCUGGGAAUAUUAUGACAACCAGCAAUGAUCGAAUGAGGGAAACCGAUCAUCCAAGACUUGUGAGCAUGCAUCUUGAAAACCCCUCUUGUAACGCAAUGUUAGACCCAAGAGACUUGAGACAGCUCCAUCAGAUGUCUUCUUCCAAUAUGUCCACAAGCACCAAUUCCAAUACUACUGGUUUUGUUUCACAGUCAAAUGCAUUUGAGCAAUCUGACUUCAGUUGUGCAGAUAACCAUCUGAUAAAUGAACCGGAACCAUCAAUUGAUACUAAUCCAAACAAUCAUAAUUUUGUUCAAAAUAAUCAGUAUUCAAGUAUUGGUAUUAUGCAAAGUGAGCAAUUGAGUGACUCCUUUGCAUAUGACUUUUUUUAAGUAUAAUUUGCAGGGUUUAUUUUUAUUUGUUGGUUAUUUUUUUGUUUUUGUUUUUUGUUUCUUUUG